Messenger RNA from Anguilla anguilla (European eel), 5250 nucleotides. RefSeq names its product heat-stable enterotoxin receptor. The coding region runs from base 770 to 4003 and encodes 1077 amino acids. Gene Ontology annotation, biological process: protein phosphorylation; cGMP biosynthetic process; intracellular signal transduction. The record is from RefSeq and is a predicted model, not a curated record. Lineage: Eukaryota; Metazoa; Chordata; Actinopteri; Anguilliformes; Anguillidae. The transcript is spliced from 27 exons. Gene Ontology annotation, molecular function: protein kinase activity; ATP binding; peptide receptor activity. Gene Ontology annotation, cellular component: membrane.
AACAGCACACUAGCAAAUUGCGCAGCGCUUUUAAUUGUUUUAUUUGUUAAAUGUUUCUUAUAGGCGAAAAUAUUCUUUGGAAUCCCUAGUGGACGCGGCAGAGUGGAGUUUGGAUUAAAUAAUAUUGAGUUUUCUUGUUUUAAACUUUUUUUGUCCAACUCGGACUUGAACUGAAAGGCAAAUUAAAUCUGGCGUUAAAUGAGAAAAUAUACCUGGAACUUUUUCAUUUUGCGAUUCCAACCGCGUACGCGUGACUUAAGGUAAACGUAUUACAACGAUUAAUGUAAAGUUACCUUUAUGUUUCUUUUAUUAGUUUGGUACAAACAAGGUACACCAAGGGCGGAAAUGGUGCGGUUUAAAAUACAUAGCUUGAAUAAUCUUGUGUAAAAGAGCUACCAAAAGUAGACAAGUUGUAGACACCUGGUCUUGUUUACUAAGACAAAUGCUGUAUAAUACUCGCGCUUUUAUUUAUUUAUUUUCGGACCAUUUGUGCGCGUCUUCAGUUGGACAGUGCGUACCCUUACCAUGGGAAAAACUAAGACAAUGAAUUAGUGAAGCUGUGGCAAAAGGAUUCUACUUAUAAAACCACCAUAAUUGACGAACAAGGACGACGUCUUAAAUUUCUGCCAAAAGCAUAAAUCUUUGUCAUUCAUUUUACCUUACGUGCUUAACAACGCUGGACAUAUUGAAACAUACAACGAAAAAAAAAACAACCAAAAACAAAUACGAAUGGAAUCAUAGGCAAAUUCGAUUAAAAUAUAUUUUUAAAAUGAAUUGCUGUGGGUGGUCGUGCGUUAUUUCCUUGAUGCUGGUUGUUUUCCGAAGUCCAUCGGCAAAUGCCUGUCCGCAAGGAGAGGAUAUAAUCAACGUGGUGCUUUUGGACGACAACGUCUCUCAGUGGAGUCUGGAUUUUGUGAAAAAUGCAGUGAAUGAGGCAAUUAUUCAUGACAACGAACUCAAUGUUGCAGCAGGUGUGGGAUUUAAUAUGACGGCCAGUUACGAUGGCUACAAAACCAACCAGUACCAACGGAAAGGCUGCGGGAGCAGCACCUGUGAAGGUGUUGAGUUGCUGAAGACUCUGACUAGAGAGGACAGGACUGGCUGCGUUCUGCUGGGGCCCACCUGCACCUAUGCCACUUUCCAGAUGGUGGACACGGAAGUUGGGCUGAUUAUGGGCCUGCCUAUUGUCUCGGCCGGGAGCUUCGGGUUGUCCUGCGACUUCAAGGACAACCUGACCCGCCUGCUCCCCCCAGCCCGGAAAAUCUCCAGCUUUUUCCUCGAUUUCUGGAACUAUUCCGAGUUCCUCAAGGUGAAGUGGACCACGGCGUACGUCUACAAGAAGCCGGAACAAACGGAGGACUGCUUCUGGUACAUCAACGCCCUGGAGGCGAGAUCGGCCGAAUUUUCCUCAAACGUAGCGAGGCAUGUCCUGCAGAGGCCGGAGGACCUGCGUUCAGAAAUCAACAACAAACAGAGGAAAAGCAACGUGUUCAUUCUCUGUGGGGGCCCAGGAGACAUCGCCAAUCUGACGAAGGACAUCGAUCGAAAACUGCACCCUGAAGUCAUCUUCAUUCUGAUCGACCUUUACAGCCCUGCCUAUCACCACAACACCACAUCCAUCCCUCCCAUGGAGAAUGUCCUGGUGCUCACUAUGCCCAAGAGGAACUUCACAAAUCAAAUUGACCCCUCUACCAAUGAAACGGUGAUGACCGACUACAUGGCGGCGUACGGCGAUGGGGUGCUGCUGGUCGGCCAGGUGAUUCGCCGGCUGUGGGAGGAGAACCCUGGGCGCAAACAGUUUUCCAUUAACAUGGAGGACUUCAGGAACCUCUCCUUCACCGGUUUGGGCGGGCACUAUGUCCUGGACGAAUACGGCGACCGGGACGUGAAUUUCUCUGUGAUGUACACCACCAAGGGCAUGGAGUACAAGACCCUGUUUGAGUUCGACACGGCCACCGGCCUGAUCUCGGUCAAAGACGACAGGCCGGACUUCUUCUGGCCCAACUACCUCCUGCCAGAUGACAUCCUCGUGCAAAGCGUUCACCUGCAGAUUCAUAACAUCAUAGUCAUUGUGCUGGCCAUCGCGGUCGUGGUGGUGGCUAUAAUCGCUUUCAUCUUCUACAGGCAGAACAGGAAGGACCGUCGGAGACGGGAGCAGUGGUCUCACAUACACUCUGAGAUGAUCAGCACUGUGGAGCCCAACGAGCAGAGCUUUGUGUCCCUGAAGAUUGAGGAGGACCACAGGAAAAGCAAGAACGAUCGAAUCCGCCGUGGGCGCUACGACAAGAAGAUUGUGAUUCUGAAGGAGCUGAAGCAUUCAGACGGCUACUUCAGCAAAGGCCAGAGAAUAGAGCUGAACUCUCUCCUGGCAAUCGAUUACUACAACCUGACCAAGUUCUACGGCACAGUCAAAUUUGAGCAUGAAGUGUUUGGAGUGUUUGAGUAUGGAGAGAGGGGGUCCCUCAGGUAUGUGCUUAAUGACAAGGUCUCCUACCCGGAGGAAACCUUCAUGGACUGGGAGUUCAAGAUCUUUGUCAUGUAUGACAUUGCCAAGGGCAUGUCCUACCUCCACUCCAGCAACAUCCAAGUCCACGGCCGUCUGAAAUCCACCAACUGCGUGGUGGACAACCGCAUGGUGGUCAAGAUCACCGACUUCGGCUGCAACACCAUCCUGCGCCCGGGCAAAGACCUGUGGACGGCGCCGGAGCACCUGCGGAAGGAGGGCAUCUCUCAGAAGGGCGACGUGUACAGCUUCGCCAUCAUCUGCCAGGAGAUCAUCCAGAGGAGGAGCCCCUUCUACACGAAGGCCUGCUCCGACCGGGAGGAGAAGCUGUAUCGAGUCCAGUACCCGGACUCUCCCACCUCUUUCUUCAGGCCGGACCUGAACUUUGAGAACGCUGGAGACAGGCUGGAGGUGUACACGCUCAUAAAAAGCUGCUGGGACGAGGACCCGGAGAGGAGGCCCGACUUCAAGAAAAUAGAAGGCUGCCUGGGCAAGAUCUUCAGUAACCUGGGCGACCAGGCCAACGAGAGCUACAUGGACAACCUGAUUCGCCGCCUGCAGAUCUACUCCCGCAACCUGGAGCACCUGGUGGAGCAGCGGACCGCCCUGUACAAGGCGGAGAGGGACAGGGCCGACCAGCUCAACUUCAUGCUGCUGCCUGGGCCAGUGGUACGCUCCCUGAAGGAGACGGGGAGCGUGGAGCCUGAGCUUUUCGACGAGGUGACCAUCUACUUCAGCGACAUCGUGGGCUUCACCACCGUCUGCCAGUACAGCACGCCUAUGGAGGUGGUGGACAUGCUGAAUGACAUCUACAAGAACUUCGACAGGAUCCUCGACAAUCACGAUGUUUACAAGGUGGAGACGAUUGGCGACGCCUACAUGGUGGUGUCGGGGCUCCCGCGCCGGAACGGGAACAGGCACGCGGUGGACAUCUGCCGCAUGGCGCUGGACAUCGUGGCCUUCAUGGGCACCUUCGAGCUGCAGCACCUGCCGGGGCUGCCCGUGUGGAUCCGCAUCGGAGUGCACUCUGGUCCCUGUGCAGCGGGAGUGGUGGGGAGCAAGAUGCCUCGGUACUGCCUGUUUGGAGACACGGUGAACACUGCCUCACGCAUGGAGUCCACAGGCCUGCCGCUGCGGAUCCAUGUCUCUCAGCCCACCAUCAGCAUCCUCCAGAGGACGGACUGCAAGUUCGAGUACGAGAGGCGAGGGGAGACCUACCUGAAGGGAAAAGGCACAGAGAUCACCUACUGGUUGACUGGAGUCACGGGGCAGGAUUACAACUUGCCGACGCCCCCAACAGCUGAGGACUUUCAGCACCUGCAGCUGGCAGAGAUGAUCCUGGCCAUUCUGGAGAAGCGCUCGCCGGGCACCAAUGGCAUGGAGAAGAGGAAGACCCUUUCGACUCGUCAGAAGAAGAGGGAGAAGGACGGGCACAUGGGAGAUUUUCAGCCAGAGUACCUGCACCUGGCCACCGUAGACAACCUCAGCACAUACCUGUAACUGCUAGUGUAGGCCACUGACCUCGCCCGAUGCCCCCAGACAGGCUACCAAGCUCAUACCUGUACCUAAUCCCACAGAUAGUCAGCCUUAACACAUACCUGUAGCUAAUCCCACAGACAGCCAGCUUUAGCACAUACCUGUAGCUAAUCCCACAGACAGCCAGCCUUAGCACAUACCUGUAGCUAAUCCCACAGACAGCCAGCCUUAACACAUACCUGUAGCCAAUCUCACAGUCAGUCGGCCUUAACACAUACCUGUAGCUAAUCUCACAGACAGCAAGCCUCAACACAUACCUGUGGCUAAUCCCGCAGACAAAAAACCUUAACACAAGCCUGUAGCAAUCCUAUACGGACAACCAGUAUCACCACAUACUUGCUACAGGUCCCACAGACCAACCUAUCCACCAACCUGUAGCCCCCAGCACUGACUUAACCUCACAAGAUACCUACCAGCUGAUCACAGGUAUACUCUCCCAGUGAUGCAGAGGACAGACAUUUCUGAAGACCUGUUAGCACAACAGCAAGUGACACUUGAUACUUUCUUGAUACUUCUUUCUUGAGACUAUUUGUGCUUCUGUGCACCGACAUUUAAUGUAUAGGAGUCACACAGACGUGUAGGUUUAUCUUAACAUUCCACUUAUCCAACUACUCUGUAGAAAAAACUUUAAACUCCCAUAGGGAAACUAAGCUCCUGAUAGACUACCUGUAUUAAAACCAAAAGAUAUCAUUAGAUAGGAUGAAAACUUUUGGAAUGUGUCAAUAUUUGUAUCUUUGUAUGUUCUUGUGAUCAUACCAAUUAAUAUUCUUCUUUUGCUCAUUUUUACUUCUUCCGUUUUGUUUGUCACUGAGGCAGUAUAUUUUCCAACUGUAUUUAUUUUCUGAGUUAAUGGUAAGUUAUUUCAAUUUGUCAGUUGUUUCAGUUGAAAGGUAGAUGUAUAGUAUAUGGUGUAGUAAACGAUAAAAAUACAAAUUACAAUGUAUUUAUGCACUGAACUGUAAAUAUCUGCAGUCUUGGUAUUUCUCAAUGGAGUAACAAUCAUGUAAAAAUGGAGUUGCCAUAACAGAGUGCUUAUUGAUAGUGUUAACUCUGCUACCUUUAAAUAUUUUUAAAUAAUUUCUUAAAAACCUUUAAAAAGUGACAUAUUUUACUCAUUUUAAAAAUCCUUCAGUGUAUUGUGACUGCCUUAAGAAUUUCUAUAUUGUGUUGUGUGGUGACUUGUGUCAAUUAAAUUAUUUUUGCAUAAUGAA